Molecule: messenger RNA, 1161 nt
Organism: Phytophthora sojae
Lineage: Eukaryota; Oomycota; Peronosporomycetes; Peronosporales; Peronosporaceae
Exons: 2
Coding region: 1-1161 (386 amino acids)
Biological process (GO): regulation of transcription by RNA polymerase II
Cellular component (GO): nucleus
Molecular function (GO): RNA polymerase II transcription regulatory region sequence-specific DNA binding; DNA-binding transcription factor activity, RNA polymerase II-specific
Source: RefSeq, a predicted model, not a curated record
AUGGCGUCCGCGGUGCGCGUGCUGCUCUCGUCGGAGCACGCGCCGUCCCCGGUGGCUGCUGCAAGACCUCCCAAGCGAAGGCGCCUAAAUGAAGCAGCAAGCAGCCCCGGUUGUGUGUGCGCCGAGUGCGGCGAUGCCUUCUCGUGUGCAGCAGAGCUAGUGGCACACAGCCAGGAGACGCGGCACCGGCCCUUUGCCUGCCGCCGCGAGGGCUGCUCCAAGCGCUACUCGAAGCGCGAGCACCUGACGCGGCACUUCGAGGCGGUGCACGUCCGCGGCUCGACGCAGACGCUGGAGGAGCGUAAACCCUUCAAGUGCGAGCUGUGCGAGGCCAGGUUCACGUACAACCACGGGCUGACGCGCCACACCAAGCGCUCGCACCGCAACGUGAACCGCCCGUUCGAGUGUUCCGAGUGCCUGAAGGUCUUCAAGAAGAAGAGCGAGCUGCAAGCACACUCGUACGCACACACGGGCGUACUCCCCUUCGAGUGCAAGGACUGUGGCGAGAGGUUUCUCAAGAGGUUCUUGCUGAACCGGCACCAGCGGACACACGCAGCCAACAGGGAGGCGGACACGCAGAUCCUCGUGUGCGAGUGCGGCGAGAUCUGCUUCGACGAGGACGAGCUCAAGAUUCACAAGGAGGCGGAGCACGGCAGUGAAAAGGAACCGAGUGCUGCAGACAGCGACGCGGCCGCCACAAAGCAGCCCUCUACGCCUUCAUCUGCCCACGUGUGCCUCGUGUGUGACCAGACGUUCAGCCGGAAGCAGUAUCUGCGCGCUCACCUGCGAACCCAUUUCGAGUCGCUGGACGACCGCAAGAAGUACGUGUGCCCCAUGGCUGGAUGUGACAAGGCCUACACGCGGUCGUCCAACCUCAUGGCGCACUACAAUGCGGUGCACGACGAGCGUAAGUCGAAGCGCUUCGCGUGUCCGCGUGAGGGCUGCUCGGCGCGGUUCGGCUACAAGACGGUGCUGAAGCACCACCUCCAGAGCAUUCACGACAAGCCCAAGACACCGAAGCGACGCGAGCGCAAGUCCGCGGGCAUUCUUGAACGUGCGCUCGGAGUGAACCAAGUGGGCGAGCAAGUGACGCGGACCAUUGUGUUUGAGGCCAAGACACCGGAUGGUGAAGAAGAGAAGGAGGCGGCAGGACAGUCGUAG